GUAGGUAUGCAGAUGAGCAAAACAACCAUGGAAGAAUCCAAGAAGAAAAUGCCAUGCAGAAAGCUUGGAGGGUAUCUCAGAGAACAAAAAGGAAGGCUAUAUAUUAUUAGGAGAUGUGUAGUCAUGCUUCUGUGCUGGCAUGACUAGAUCUAAGGAUGGUUGGUGACUGGUUCUAGUUACAAAACUUGUUAGGAAGCA
Messenger RNA from Tripterygium wilfordii, 198 nucleotides. RefSeq lists its product as uncharacterized. Lineage: Eukaryota; Viridiplantae; Streptophyta; Magnoliopsida; Celastrales; Celastraceae. The coding region runs from base 7 to 147 and encodes 46 amino acids. Gene Ontology annotation, biological process: negative regulation of cell population proliferation. The transcript has a single exon. The record is from RefSeq and is a predicted model, not a curated record.